CUCACGAACACGAACAGCAGCCCCGAGAACAACCGAGAACGAGAAAGGAAGGAGGAUCUUCCGUUCCGUUCCGGCAUAAUAGUCGUGUGUCGCGUGUCGCGUCCGGUUUCUCUUCUUCCUCGAGCAAAGAAUUUCUAGAAAAGAAUCUUGUCGAGUUCUGGAAAUCGCGAAACCGCGUUCAGUGCAUCAUGGAUGAGGAAUACGACGCUAUAGUGCUGGGCACCGGCCUCAAGGAGUGCAUCCUCUCGGGAAUGCUCUCUGUCAGCGGAAAAAAGGUGCUCCACGUCGACCGCAACAAGUAUUAUGGAGGUGAAUCCGCCUCCAUCACGCCCCUGGAGGACCUCUUCAGUAAAUUCAAGGCCCCACCGCCAGACGAGAGUUAUGGUCGAGGCCGUGACUGGAAUGUAGACCUAAUUCCCAAGUUUUUGAUGGCAAAUGGAAUCCUCGUGAAACUUCUGAUCCACACAGGAGUCACGCGAUACCUGGAGUUUAAGUCGAUCGAAGGCUCCUAUGUCUACAAGUCCGGAAAGAUUUCCAAAGUGCCAAUAGAUCAAUCGGAGGCCUUGUCCAGCGACUUGAUGGGCAUGUUCGAGAAGAGGCGCUUCAAAAAUUUUCUCACUUGGGUCCAGAAUAUGCAAGAAGAUGACCCCAAGAGUUGGGACGGCUUCGAUCCGUUCAGCAACAGCAUGAGCGCUCUCUACAACAAGUUUAGUCUCGACAAGAACACCCAGGACUUUACGGGGCAUGCCCUCGCCCUCUACAGGGACGAUGAGUAUAUUGGCCAAAGUGCAAUAAACACAGUCCGUAAGAUAAAACUUUACAGUGAUAGUUUAGCUCGCUAUGGAAAAUCGCCGUAUCUUUAUCCGAUGUAUGGCCUCGGUGAACUUCCUCAAGGAUUCGCACGCCUUAGUGCUAUUUAUGGAGGAACAUACAUGCUGGACAAACCGAUCGACGAGAUCGUUUUUGAAGAUGGCAAGGUGAUUGGUGUUCGUUCCGGAGAGGAAAUUGCAAAGUGCAAGCAAGUUUUCUGUGAUCCCACCUACGUGCCUGAUCGUGUGAAGAAAACUGGUCAGGUCAUUAGGUGUAUUUGCCUCAUGGAUCACCCGAUAUCAAACACGGGAGACGCUUUGUCCACGCAAAUUAUCAUUCCUCAAAAACAGGUUGGACGUCAUUCCGACAUUUACGUGUCCGUCGUCUCCUACACGCACCAGGUGGCUGCCAAAGGAUGGUUCAUUGCUAUGGUUUCAACCACAGUUGAAACGAACAAUCCGGAACUCGAAAUCAAGCCGGGUAUCGACCUCCUCGGUCCAAUCAAGCAGAAAUUCAUCUCAAUUUCUGACUACCUCGUCCCCACCGACGACGGCACCCAGAGCCAACUUUUCGUCUCGACGAGUUACGACGCGACGACGCACUUUGAAACCACCUGUCUCGACGUCCUCGACAUUUUUAAACGCGCCACCGGCGAGGAGUUUGACGUGAAUAAAGUCAAGCACGAGCUCGGUGACGAGGAGCAGUAACUAUCAAUUGGCCGGGCUAUCCGCGGUCCCGGAACUUGUUUCUUCGAGGAUUUGCCGCCGAUGGAUUCUGAGAUAUUCGCAGAGAAAGAGAGAGGGAUAGGAAAAUUUUUUAGGGAAUAUUUCUAAAUAAGUUACGCGAUAAGUGGAGACAAAUGGGGCGAUUGCAUUUAACGAACAAAGGGAUAAAAGGAAGAGGAUAAAGAAAAAGAAAAAUGGUCAAAUAUUUGCAGAAAAAAAAAAGAGAAAAGAACUUGGAGAAAGUGGAAAAUUCGUAAAUUCAGGAUUUCCAAUUCUUACUGAUACGGCAUACUGAAUGACAUAAAAGAAAGUACAAGGGUUGACGCGCAUCUCAGCGAAGAUAUUACAAAUGUACCAUAUUUUAACUAACGAAAUGUUACACUGGUUAUAAAUACUGUAAACGAAUUGUCUAUUAUAAGUGUGAUCGAUGCGAGAGAAAGAUAACUAAUUACGUGGUAACUUGGGGGGGUGGGGGGGGGGAUGCUGAACUACGCCUCCCAAGUUUGAAAAAAUAAUUCCUACGUUCGUAAAAAAAAACUUGACGGCAGACCUUUAGCAAUAAUAUGGUUUGCAUUAUUGUCAUAUGUAGUAGUAUAGAUAUGCCGGUUUUGGAUCACUUACCGACCGAGCAAGCUUCAAUACCGAGUUAUCGACCCUAUUAUUCUCAGUCGGUAAUACAGAUUUCUACGAUAUCUUGAAAUCUCGAUCGGUAACUUGGCCAGUAUCGGCACAGCUUUACUACUAGUAGCAUUAUUCAUUAUUAUUAUUAUCAUUGUGUAAAAUCUGCAAAGAUAUACAAGAAUUGAGAAGGUAUUGUAAUACGGGAAAUCUAGAUUUAGGGGAGAGUACGUUGAGACAGACGUAUUUUGAAGCACGUGGCGAAAACAGGGGUAGGAAGUGCAUAAAUCGCUACUAUAAUUAUUCGGUAUUUUAACAAGAUUUACGAAAAGUUUGGUGUCGUGGAAAUUUUGAAUUAGAAGAAGAGAAUUUGUGAGCUUGGGAAAUAUAAAUUUUCUUUGCUAACCGUGAAUAAUAAUGUGUCGUGAUGAUUGUCUCAUUAAUUCGUUCCUGUAAGGACACUUGUCUAAUUUUACCGAGGGAUUUUUCAGAUUUUUCGUAUUUCGCGAAUUUUCGUCUUUCGUUGUGCUUCCACGCUCUUUUGCAUCACAGCGCUACAGUUUCUUAAAAGACACGCAAAUCCACAUAACGUACAAUCUCACAAAUUAUUACUAAAUGUUUCGCCCAGCGAAACACUCUCAGUAUGUUGCGAUUACUGUAAUAGGAGAUGUAAGGAAUAAAAACAUAUUGUGCUACUUUCUCUCUUA
Belonocnema kinseyi is the source of this 2860-nucleotide messenger RNA. RefSeq names its product rab GDP dissociation inhibitor beta (gene Gdi). Gene Ontology annotation, cellular component: cytoplasm. NCBI's taxonomy places the organism in Eukaryota, Metazoa, Arthropoda, Insecta, Hymenoptera, Cynipidae. The transcript has 6 exons. The coding region runs from base 189 to 1517 and encodes 442 amino acids. Gene Ontology annotation, molecular function: Rab GDP-dissociation inhibitor activity. Gene Ontology annotation, biological process: small GTPase-mediated signal transduction; vesicle-mediated transport; protein transport. The record is from RefSeq and is a predicted model, not a curated record.